CUCAACCCAUGGGUUAGCCAUAGCCAAAACCCGUUCAGUGUUACCCGCGUGACUGGGCCUCUCCGUCUCUCUUCGCCGGUUCCCCACGGGGUUAGAAAGUUUAAUCCAUACCAUUCCUCGCCCAAUUUUGUUCUAAUCAAUCACCUUUGCCCCAGUUCCAUUUCGGAAACCUUCCAUGGAGCCCGUGUUCUUCUCACUGGAGGAGGCGAUGCGCGAGCCCGACCCUAACCCCUGCCGGACCUCGUCGCCGCCGCUGGAGGCACACGUGCUCGCCGGAGGACUCGGAGGAGUGGGCGCCGGCAAGGUCGUCGGCGGUGGCGCGACAGAAUGGUGCUUCCACGAGUCCGUGGACGAGCCGUGGCUGCUCAACGUCCCCACCGCGCCAGUGGCGAACCCCGAAGCUUCGACGCUUUACCCUAAUCCCACGGCCGAGGGGAGCCGCAAGAGGCGGCACGACGUCCAUGAGAUGGUGGGCGCGGUGGAGGUCAUCCCCACGCCGCCUGCGGCGAGCCCGGUGGUGGACCCCGUGGCUUACAACGCGAUGCUGAGACGGAAGUUGGACGCGCAUCUCGCCGCCGUCGCCAUGUUAAGGACCACUCCGGGAAUUUGCCGACAAAGCUCCCAUGACAAUGGAGCAUCGCAAAAUCCAGAUUCCAUCCAAGGCUCAGAAAACCACACCGGAGAUGUCAGUGUGCAUCAGCUUAGCUCUUCCUCAUUGGAGCCAUCACCAUCAGAUGGUGAUAUGGAAGGGGAGGCACAAACAAUUGGAACUAUGCAUAUUAGUGCAGAGAAAGCGAAUAAGAGGAAAGAAUCUAACAGGGAUUCGGCAAGACGCUCAAGGAGUAGAAAAGCAGCUCAUACGAAGGAACUAGAGGAGCAGGUCUCACUAUUAAGAGUCGCAAAUAACUCUUUGAUGAGACAUCUUGCAGAUGUAAGUCAAAGAUACGUUAAUAUCUCUAUUGACAAUAGGGUACUCAAGGCAAAUGUUGAAACCCUAGAAGCAAAGGUAAAGAUGGUCGAGGAAACUAUGAAGAGGGUUACAUGCACCAACAAUUUUCCUCAAGCAAUAUCUAGCUCAUCUCUCGGGAUUCCUUUCAGUGGCUCCCCAUUGGAUGGUAUCUGUGAUAAUCCAUUGCCAACCCAGAACACCUCACUUAGCUACCUCCCCACUACAACAACAAAUUUUGUUGUGAAAAACAACUACAUCCCUGAGCCAGCUCCGGCAUUCCAGAUCCAUGAUCAAAUGUCUUCGCUAAAUAUGCAACCUGUGUCAUGCCUGGAUCAUCACCCACAAAGGAUGCACAUAGGUAUUCCUACAUCGACACCUACUCCGCAACGGGAAUCUACUACAUUGGAUUCAAAUGAAAUAGUCAACAUGAUGAUGUAGUAGGAAUUAUAUGAGAGACCUGAGCAGGAUUUUUUUUUUAUAUUCAUUAUUGUUGUUGACCGUUGGGGGUAUUUAUAGUUUGGCUUGUUAAGUGGACAUUUCUUAGACUUGUUUAAGAAACAUCUAUUGUUGUUGUUUCAGAAUAAGAACCUAGACAUAGUUGGUCUCCGAUAACCAUAUAUUAAAGGUUAUUGGACAAUAAAGUGGUGUGGUUGAGUCAGA
Triticum aestivum (bread wheat) is the source of this 1609-nucleotide messenger RNA. RefSeq names its product bZIP transcription factor RISBZ1. NCBI's taxonomy places the organism in Eukaryota, Viridiplantae, Streptophyta, Magnoliopsida, Poales, Poaceae. Gene Ontology annotation, molecular function: DNA-binding transcription factor activity. The record is from RefSeq and is a predicted model, not a curated record. Bases 176 to 1387 code for a protein of 403 amino acids. Gene Ontology annotation, biological process: regulation of DNA-templated transcription. The transcript has 6 exons.